AUGGAGGGGGAUGUCGAUGGCGUCAUGGAGCGGCCGACCUCGGCUUCCGGCAUGCCAGCCGACGAGCUUCAACGCGAGAAAGACAAGUGGGAUGCAUGGAACCUCCAGAAAGGUCUGAGCCGGACGGAGGCGAAGAGGAGAUAUAUCGAGGCAUUGAUCGAGACGAUGCACAAAUACGCGACAACACCAGACGCAAAAGAACUAGUCUCGGAACUCGAGUUCGUAUGGAAUCAGAUCAAGAACAAUAGCCCCAGCUCGACCGACUCCUCACCGAAAGGCACAGGUUACACCGGUGAAUUACGACAGUUCCAGCCACCCCUGACCGGAUCCGAAGGCCCCCUGAAGGUUCUCAGCCCCAUGAGCGAGGACGAUGCGGCAGAAAGGAACUCAGAUGGAAGGAUAGGUUACGACGAUGAUGACGAAGGGGGCGCGCUCGUGCCUAGCAGUAACUGGUCCCGCAGCGUGGAGCGCGCACUCGAGAAGCUGUCCGCCGAGGUCGCGGCAUUACGAGAGCAAAUAACAACAGGCAGAGAGUGGAAGUCCAAAAAGUCACGAAGCUUCCCAGCCUGGCUACGAUGGUUUACAUGGGUUAUCAUGAAACAUCUAGCCAUCGAUAUGGUGCUGCUAGCCUUCAUCCUACUGUGGAUGCGCAAGCGGAAGGACCGGCGACUGGAAGACUUGGUCCGGGCAGGGGUGAAAUUGAUGCGGGAGUCGCGACACUGCGAUUUCUACCUGAGAUGCGGUCAAGAAUCAGACUGGCACUCGGAUUUCGAUAAUAGCGACGGACUCGUGGGCAAGAUGCAAGCCACAAGUGAUCAGUCGACGAGACUUGGAAAGGCAGGGGCGUCUGCUGAUUAUACCAUGGAGGAGGAGGAGGAUAUCCCACAAGCCGUGCCGGCUCUGGCGAUGUUCGUUCCUUUAGAAGAGAGCCUCUUCGAUCCCUACGACGCUCCGCGUACCGAGAUUGAGCGCAUCAAGCUCUGCCAAGAGAAUCUCGAAAAACACACAGCCGCCGUCGAGCAGAACCUUGUCUUUGUUUAUGAGAGAGAGCACAAGCGAAUCUUACAGGUUGCGAAACAAGAAGAAGCGGAAAAGGGCUUCAUUGAGACGCCCGCGGGCCUCAUGCAAGGCGAGGAAGCUCUCAUCAUGGAGUCAGUCCACGCCCCGAUACCGCCCGGCGCCGAUUAUAACGACCGGCACUUGUCCACGUACAAGCCUCCCGAGACUCCGCAAGUGAUGCCUCCUAGGCCAUCAGCACUUCAGUGGUCUCUUUACAAUGCUGGCCAAGCCGUGGGUCAACUGCACGGAUACCAUAACCACGCCCAAGAGCUCAAAGAGCCCUAUCAAGAGAUGUUGAACGCUGCACUCAAGGCAUCGUCUGCCGACCAAGGGCAGGGUGAUGAGCCUGCUCGGAGCUAG
This is a messenger RNA of Colletotrichum lupini, 1419 nucleotides long. Its product is annotated as acyl CoA binding protein. Gene Ontology annotation, molecular function: fatty-acyl-CoA binding. The transcript is spliced from 3 exons. The record is from RefSeq and is a predicted model, not a curated record. Gene Ontology annotation, biological process: fatty acid metabolic process. NCBI's taxonomy places the organism in Eukaryota, Fungi, Ascomycota, Sordariomycetes, Glomerellales, Glomerellaceae. Bases 1 to 1419 code for a protein of 472 amino acids.